This is a messenger RNA of Amaranthus tricolor (Joseph's coat), 1191 nucleotides long. Its product is annotated as vesicle-associated protein 4-1-like. Bases 185 to 991 code for a protein of 268 amino acids. NCBI's taxonomy places the organism in Eukaryota, Viridiplantae, Streptophyta, Magnoliopsida, Caryophyllales, Amaranthaceae. Gene Ontology annotation, biological process: endoplasmic reticulum membrane organization. Gene Ontology annotation, cellular component: endoplasmic reticulum membrane; plasma membrane. The transcript is spliced from 8 exons. The record is from RefSeq and is a predicted model, not a curated record.
AUUGGCCAGUAAGAGUAACCAACUCUGAACUGUUCCAUUUCUCUUUCUCUCAACUUGCCAUUUUUCUUUAACACGCUCUUAUUUUUUUGGUAUAAUUAAUAUUUAUAUUUAUACAUGAAGUUAGAGAACAUUCACACUUAUUGACCGGAAAUACCCCCAAUAUCCGAUCACCGGAACCCUAAUUAUGGCUACUAAAUUGAAAUCUUCUGAAGUGAAGCUAUGGAGGCUCUGCAAUUUCUGGCAAUCCAAUAGUAAUACUCCUAAUACCACUCAAACUUCUUCGUCUUCUACACAACAACUUCACCAGAAUCAUCAUAGUUAUCGCUCUAAUUACGAUUCAAUUCAGCAAGGAAUUUCUGUUCCGAGGUCUAAACCUACUGUUUCUUCCGUUGCUCGUUCUUUGCUUCCGGCGAAACGGCGGCUUCGUCUUGAUCCUCCUAAUCAUCUCUAUUUUCCUGAUGAACCUGGUAAACAAGUUAGGAGUGCAGUGAGGAUUAAGAACACAAGCAAAUCACACGUUGCUUUCAAGUUUCAAACAACAGCACCUAAAAGUUGCUAUAUGCGCCCACCUGGUGGCAUCCUUGCUCCUGGAGAGAGUAUUGUUGCAACCGUAUUCAAGUUUAUGGAGCAGCCAGAGAACAACGAGAAAAUGCAAGAUCUCAAGAGAAAGGUUAAAUUUAAGAUUAUGAGUCUAAAGGUGAAAGAAGGAACAGAAUAUGCUCCCGAAUUGUUUGAUGAACAAAGAGACCAAGUCAAUGUAGAACGGGUAUUACGUGCCAUUUUCUUGGAUCCUGAUCGUCCUAGUUCGGCUUUGGAGAAAUUGAAACGGCAAUUGGCUGAAGCUGAUGCUGCUGUUGAAAUUAGGAAGAAACCUGCAGCAGAUAGUGGUCCAAAGGUGGUUGGUGAAGGUCUCGUCAUAAACGAAUGGAAAGAACGAAGAGAAAAAUAUCUGGCACAGCAGCAGGGCGAAGCAAUUGAUCCAUCAAUAUGAAUUGCGUAGUUUUGGUGAAUACACGAUUCAGGGCAGCCAUAUUCUUCUUCUUGUAGAUAUUGAUUGAUUUUUGCUUUCUUUAUGGAAGUAAUUGCUUAUAUUAUUUCGGCGGGGACUUCAUUGAAUCUGUUCGUUGAUGGAACUUUGUAUUGGAUAUAUGCCAUUUACGUAUAGUCGGUCUUAUCGUUAUGGUAAUUUCA